AUUUACAAAUCAUUAUUCUUUCAUUCAGUAACCGAGAAUCAUACUACGGAAAAUGGGAGGAGAAACCCAAGUUGCCAUUGUCACCGGUGCCACUUCUGGCAUCGGAGCUGAAGUCGCCAAAUUCCUCGCUGCGCGAGGUUGGAAAGUCGCCAUUGUCGGCCGACGCAGAGAUGUCGGAGUAGCUCUGGCAGCCAGCUUAGGACCCAACGUUUUCUUCUUCCAAGCAGACGUCUCGCAGUAUGAGAGUCAGGCCAAGGUCUUCCGCGAUGUCCACCGGAUCUGGGGCCAGAUCGAUAUGUUCAUUCCCAAUGCCGCAGUUGUGGAUCAAUCGUCGUUUUAUCAGUACGGGUCCCACGAAAAGACGGUGGAUGAAAUUCCUCCGGAGCCGAAUUUGUCUUGCACAGAUGCGGACUACAAGGGUGUCAUCUACGGUGUACAACUGGCGAGACAUUUCAUGAAGUUUAAUCAGCCGCACGGAGGGAAGAUUGUGGUGACGAGCAGCGUUGGAGGCAUGUUUCCUCACCCGUCGUAUCCGGAAUACUGUGGUGCAAAAGCAGCUGUCAACCAAUUCGUGCGAGGCGUUGCACCGCUGCUUAAACAGCGGGAGAACAUCUUGAUCAACUGCGUGCUUCCAGGAAUUGUAGCGACACCGAUCGUGCCACCGGAGAUGAUCGCAGCAGUCACGCCGCAGUGCGUAACACAAAUGGAAACAGUCCUGAGCGCGUUCCAAACCUUCCUGGAUGAUACGACAGGAAUGGCAGGUGAAAUGCUCGAAUGCUCCGGGGACCGGUGUGUCCUCUAUCCGAUGCCGGAAUACGCCAAUGGGAUGGCUACGAAGAGGGCAGUAACCGUAUGGGAGCCUUUAUUCCGGAUGAUGCAUGGGGAUGACUCGCGGCUGCAAGAUGCCAUUCCGUGAUGCACUUUCCUUUUUUUUUUUUUUUUUA
Aspergillus ruber CBS 135680 is the source of this 944-nucleotide messenger RNA. Its product is annotated as NAD(P)-binding protein. The record is from RefSeq and is a predicted model, not a curated record. The transcript is spliced from 3 exons. Bases 53 to 916 code for a protein of 287 amino acids. Gene Ontology annotation, molecular function: oxidoreductase activity, acting on the CH-OH group of donors, NAD or NADP as acceptor. Lineage: Eukaryota; Fungi; Ascomycota; Eurotiomycetes; Eurotiales; Aspergillaceae. Gene Ontology annotation, cellular component: cytoplasm.